This is a messenger RNA of Gossypium arboreum, 1653 nucleotides long. RefSeq lists its product as uncharacterized. The coding region runs from base 100 to 1374 and encodes 424 amino acids. The record is from RefSeq and is a predicted model, not a curated record. The transcript has 13 exons. Lineage: Eukaryota; Viridiplantae; Streptophyta; Magnoliopsida; Malvales; Malvaceae.
AAACUGAUCGCAGGACCCAAAAAGCUAGCAAAGAAAAACAUCUAUAUAAUAGCCUUACCGCGAAAAAAAAAAGUUUAUCCAUUUAAUGGUUGCUCCACCAUGGCUAUGAGCUUCUACUGCAGUUCUGCAAUUCACCCUCAACACCAGGUGAACGUGUCAUUUGGAAGCAAAAACCCUCUUCAGAACGUGAAAAACCUAAUAAAAUCAUUUGGGAUUCCUUCAAAAUCAUGUUCUCCUCAUGUAUCUCUGCAACAGGGAAAUUGGGUCAAGCUCAUAUGUGGUGCUAGCUUCGAGGAUGUAGUUGAUAUCAGGAAUCUCUCUCUUGUUUACACUCUAGCUGGAGUUGAUUGCAUUGAUUGUGCUGCUGAUCCAUCUGUAAUCAACGCUGUAAAUGAGGGAAUUGAAGCAGCUAGGGAGAUUGUAUCUAUUAGAAGACCUUGGGUGAUGAUAAGUAUUAAUGAUGAUGAGGAUCUUCAUUUUCGUAAAGCUGAAUUUGAUCCAGAAGACUGUCCUUCUGAUUGCUCGAGGCCUUGUGAGAAUGUUUGUCCUGCAAAUGCUAUAUCAUUUGAGAGGGAAAAUUCAACAAUGGAAGUUCCCUUCAGUUCCGAUCAAAAGGAAAAACCAAAGGUUCGUUUUGAGAUGCAGGGUGGAGUGAUAACAGAACGCUGCUAUGGCUGCGGCCGUUGUUUUCCAGUUUGCCCUUAUGAUAAAAUCAGAGAGAUUACGUAUGUAAGAGAUGCUAUGGCUACAGCUGAACUCCUUAAAACAAACGAUGUUGAUGCUGUAGAGAUACAUACAAGUGGAAGGCAGACUAAUCUCUUUAAGGAACUUUGGGACGAUUUGGCGAAUUCAGUUAAAUACCUGAGAUUAGUAGCAGUCAGCUUACCUGAUACCGGGGACGCAACUAUUUCCACAAUGAAUCAAAUGUACGCCAUCAUGGAACCUCAUCUAUCUUGCUUCAAUUUAUGGCAGUUGGAUGGUCGUCCAAUGAGCGGAGAUAUCGGACGAGGUGCCACGAGAGAAUCGAUUGCUUUCGCUGUUCGCGUUGCUGCUUCUAGUGAAAGACCUCCUGGCUUUCUUCAGCUGGCUGGUGGAACCAAUGUACAUACAGUUGAUGGUCUGAAGAAAAGGGGACUUUUUCGAACACACAUCACAUGUGCAGAACCUAAUCAUCUACAAUCUUUAAUCGGUGGAAUUGCAUAUGGUGGCUAUGCUCGAAAGAUUGUUGGAAGAGUGUUGAGCUCCAUGGGGUCUGAGAAUGGUGUUACAGGCAUUGAGUAUCAUGCUGAGCAUCUUUUGAAGGCACUCAAAGAAGCCCUUCACUUGGUUGGAUCUGUCAAGUCAUAUAAUCAUCCCGAUGGCAUGCAACGGUAACUCGCUAAGGACUCAGGUUUUGAAUAUCGAAUACGGGUAUGUUCAACUAUUCGAAAGUUUUUUUUCUCAUAUAUUCAAAAAAUCAUAUUUUUAUAUUUGCAUCCAAACAUAUAUUAAAGUAGAUAUUCAAUGUAGGUAGCUAAUUUUUUAUUUUCAAGGUAUCCAUAAGUGUUUAAGAGCGUUCAAAUUCAUGUUUUUUAAAUUGUUGUAAUAAUAACAGUAUCAAUUAAACUAAAAUUUAAUUAACAAUUUUAGCUUUUUAAAUGUUAUACACACAAA